AUGUACUACGAAGAAGCUGAUAUACCUGCACACGCGCGAACUUCAAAUAUCACCGAAGAACUCGGCCAAAUCGACACGAUUUUCUCAGACAAAACCGGGACUUUAACCUGCAAUUCAAUGGAGUUCAUCAAGUGUUCAAUAGCAGGAACAACAUACGGACGUGGUGUUACAGAAGUUGAAAGAGCUAUGGCGAAAAAGACAGGAUCACCAUUGGUUGUUAAUGGAAGAGUUCUUGAUGACGAUAAUGAUGAUGAAGACGAUGAUUCUGGGUUAUCUGUAAAAGGGUAUAAUUUUGAAGAUGAAAGGAUUCCUCAAUGGUUAUUGGCUUCUUGA
Messenger RNA from Lactuca saligna, 333 nucleotides. Lineage: Eukaryota; Viridiplantae; Streptophyta; Magnoliopsida; Asterales; Asteraceae. The record is from the annotation of a GenBank genome assembly.